Agrilus planipennis (emerald ash borer) is the source of this 1122-nucleotide messenger RNA. RefSeq lists its product as uncharacterized. The annotation marks the transcript as partial. Gene Ontology annotation, molecular function: protein binding. The record is from RefSeq and is a predicted model, not a curated record. The transcript has 3 exons. Lineage: Eukaryota; Metazoa; Arthropoda; Insecta; Coleoptera; Buprestidae.
CCCACCAGUCGGGCAAGGAAAACGAAAGAAAAACAAUCUACGGUCCGGAACAUGAUGGCGGGUUAGAAAAUUUUUCUCCAUCACCAGCGGACGGAGGGGCGGCGAUUUCACCCCGUCAGAAUUUAAAUUUAGUUCUAAUAGCAUUAGCAGCAGCUGCCGUAUUUCUCAUCAUUUGCAUCGUUGUAGCGGCCUCCGUGCUCGCUUGCAGACGAAGGCCCGACCCGAUAGGUUUGCAUGUUCGCAGAAGACGCAGGAGAAGUGAUAAAAAUUCCGACGGAUCGGACGCCGGUUUCAACGAGGGUUUUCAUCGGAGAAGCUCUCAAUACAGGGUCAGCAUGUACGAACAAGAAAUGGAAAUGGAACCGACGGAUUCGCGACGAAAUACGCAUCGUCCCAUGCCGCCCAGGAAUUGUGUUUUGCGAAACACAAGCUGGCACACGGCCGAAGUGUCAUGCACUGCAAAUGAAGACGGAGGAUUACCACAAACAUUUGUCUUGGAAGUAAGAAAUUCUCCGGAGUAUUCAGAGCCCACAAGUGUGACAACGCUGAGCGAUCAGGGGGAGAAUUCGCCCCCUUUGUUUCGAGUACUCGGUCAAUCACCUGUUUUCAGUUUGCACAGCUUAGAACCGGACAAGAAAUACAACAUUCUCGUCUAUGCUGAAAAUGCGGUCGGGAAAAGCGACCCGCCAGUUUUUAUACCCAAUGUUCAAAUUCAACAGUAUUACAGUAACAACCCCCACCAGUCGGGCAAGGAAAACGAAAGAAAAACAAUCUACGGUCCGGAACAUGAUGGCGGGUUAGAAAAUUUUUCUCCAUCACCAGCGGACGGAGGGGCGGCGAUUUCACCCCGUCAGAAUUUAAAUUUAGUUCUAAUAGCAUUAGCAGCAGCUGCCGUAUUUCUCAUCAUUUGCAUCGUUGUAGCGGCCUCCGUGCUCGCUUGCAGACGAAGGCCCGACCCGAUAGGUUUGCAUGUUCGCAGAAGACGCAGGAGAAGUGAUAAAAAUUCCGACGGAUCGGACGCCGGUUUCAACGAGGGUUUUCAUCGGAGAAGCUCUCAAUACAGGGUCAGCAUGUACGAACAAGAAAUGGAAAUGGAACCGACGGAUUCGCGACGAAAUACGC